AUGCGGCUCUUCUACAGCGCGCUGGCCGUCGGCGCCGCCGGCUUGGCCGCGAAGCGGAUGAGCACCGCAAAAAGGCCGGUCGUCACGGCGGCGGACCUGGGCUCGACCAUGCUGCUGCCCGUGGCCGACGGCGCCGUGACCGGCGCCGCCGUGCCGGCGUCGUCGCUGUGGUCCAAGGCCGGCGCGCUCAUCUUCGUCGUGCGGCGGCCCGGCUGACCGCUCUGCCGCGAGGAGGCGCGCGGCCUCAGCGAGCUCGUCAAAAUCCGCGGCAGCCGGCAGAACUUCGUGGGCAUCAUCAAGGAGGUCGCGCCGACGAGCCAGGCGGCCAACGACACGGUGCUGGGCGUCGGCGAGUUCGAGCGGCAGUACUUCGGGGGCGGCGCCGUCUACCUCGACGAGGGGAAGCAGUUCUACGGCUUCCUCGGCGACCGGAAGCUCAUCUCGACCAGAAACGUCUUCAAAGCGCUCGUGCGGCCGCUCAAGACCUGGCGGAGCCUGCGGGCCGUCGGCGACCGCAUGAAGUCCAAGGGCAUCGAGGGCAACAUGGUCGGCGAGGGCCUGCUGCUCGGCGGCGUGCUCGUCGUCGACCGCGACGGCAGGGUGACCUACUCGUACCCGGAGACGACGGGCGAGCCCGCGCCCGUCGACGCCGUCGACGAGGCCCUCGACGCCCUCGACGAC
Molecule: messenger RNA, 681 nt
Organism: Aureococcus anophagefferens
Lineage: Eukaryota; Pelagophyceae; Pelagomonadales; Pelagomonadaceae
Gene: SelU1
Product: selenoprotein
Exons: 1
Source: RefSeq, a predicted model, not a curated record